CGCCAAUUCGCAGGGCUGAUGCGGAAGGGAAGGAGCAACGUCACAAGUCCAAGUAAGGCCAAGUUCCAAGAACAUUGAAGCAUGUGCAUUGUGCACCCUACACCCACCACUAAAAUUUGUACCCUCAACAUUUGUAGAUUCCACCUUUGUGGAUUUUGAUUUGAUUUUUUCUCUCAUCGAUCUUUCAACUCUUCGACCCUCCGACUCCCUUUCUCGAUAUUGCUUCUAGGUAGCAUGUGCUACUUUUCGGAACAGCUCCUAUCGUUUCCCGCUGUCCUGCUAAUUCAGCAUGGAUCAGUACCCUCCCGUGUCGCGAACCUUCACUUCAGCACCGUCGGCUGAGAAGUCCAGCCAGUUACUCCUCCGCGAGUAUCCUCAUCGAGCAAUCGCUAUCGCUACGCCGACCCAUGCCUUAAUAUUCCGAUAUAGCCCUACAACGAGCGAGGCGAUCGCGAAUGGCUCGCUUGUAUCCGUCUCGUCAGCACGAUCCCGUAGUACCGGCGACGGACCCGUGUCCAAAUGCAUGGUCGAGUUCUCUCCCAUAUCCAAACAACUCCUUAGCGACUUCAGACCUCUUACGCCCCGUCCCAUUUACGGAACACUGGGUCUUAUAUCCAUAAAUCAAGAUGUAUUCCUAUGUGUAAUAACGCAGGCAUCGCGGGUAGCGACGCUGCGACCCGGAGAGACUGUCGAGAAAAUUGCGAGUGUCGACUUCUUCUGCCUCAACAGCUCAGAGUACGAUAAUGUUAUAUCCCUUAAUACGUACGACAGUGACCUCUCCGACUCUACCCCUCCAUAUGGUCAGAGUCUUGGCAGAAGGGAAGGCGAAGUAGAAUCCCCAUACCACGAGCUGCGGGGGCUAUUGAGCAAUGGCAGUUUUUAUUACAGUACAGACUUUGAUCUGACAAAUAGGUUACAAGAUAGGCCGAUAGAUCCGGAUGCAUUCGAUAUUGACAAUUUCGACGACUCUUUCCUGUGGAAUUAUUUCAUGAUCAGUCCUUUGGUCCAGUUUAGAUCUCGGCUGUUAGCUCAUGAGCGCGAGGCUCUUGACAACUCCAGGAUUUUGACCUCUGCUAUAAGGGGAUUCUGCUUAACUAUGACGAUCCCUCAAAGUGCUGCUCCUUUACGAGAUGCCAGGUCUGGUCUUCCAUCUUACCUCACCGUUAUCUCACGUCUAUCUUGUAAGCGAGCUGGAACUCGCUUCAACAGUCGAGGUAUUGACGAUGAUGGACACGUGGCCAAUUUUGUCGAAACAGAAACAAUAUAUUGGAGCCCCUCUGGCGUUCUCUUCUCAUAUGCGCAAGUUCGUGGCUCCGUGCCAGUAUUCUGGGAACAAACUCCCGGUCUUAUCCCGGGCCAGCAGAAGAUCUCGAUUACGCGCUCGGCUGAUGGAACUCAACCAGCCUUUGAUAAACAUUUCGAGGAAUUAGAGCAGUCUUACGGUGCUGUACAUAUCGUCAACCUGCUCAGCGCAACGAAACCAGGGGAGGCAGAGCUUACAAAUCUAUUCCACUAUGGCUUACAGCAUUGUUCGCUUAGCCGUGCUGGUGAUCAGCAAUCGUCUGAUCAUGCCCUAUUGCGAGAAACGGACUAUGAUUUCCACGCAGAAACGAAAGCGGUUGGAUAUGAGGCUGCUCGGGAAAUCCGACGAUAUAUUGAGCAUUCCGCUGAUGGUUUCGCGUACUAUUUAGCUGAGCUAACAGACGAUAUGAUCGAUAUUAACGAAUCGCCUGGUCAUCAACGGAUGGUUGUUGUGCUUCAACAGGAGGGCGUUUUUCGCACAAACUGCCUAGACUGUUUAGACAGAACCAAUCUUAUCCAGACUAUCAUCUCUCAAAUGGCUGCUGAGGCAUUCUUAACCCACCGUGGGGAAUAUGCCGCAUCGGACUUUUGGAUGCGACAUUCUACCCUUUGGGCCGAUAAUGGUGACGCUCUCUCCAGGAUUUAUGCUGGUACGGGCGCACUUAAAUCCUCUUUUACGAGGACCGGCAAAAUGUCUAUAGCUGGUGCCUUCGCGGAUGCUCGAAAAAGUGCAACGAGACUUUACAUCAAUAACUUUGCCGACAAGGCAAGACAAAACACAAUUGAUAUGCUCCUAGGGCGAUUGGUUGGUCAGGCCCCUGUUCAUCUCUUCGACCCGAUUAGUGAUUACAUAUCCGUCGAACUUGGUAAACGCGGUUCCGAGUAUUCGUCGACGGAAAACAUCACGAUGUGGGUUGGCACGUUUAACUUGAAUGGACGCACAAACGGUAUUGAGGAGGAUUUAUCUCCUUGGCUUUGCCCUCAGGUGCUAGGUUCAACGCAGCCUGAGAUAGUCGCUGUAGGUUUCCAGGAGAUUGUUGAAUUGAGUGCUCAGCAGAUCAUGAAUAGCGACCCAACUAGGAAACAACUAUGGGAGAGAGCUAUCAAGAAGACACUUAACACCCGUGCGAAACAAUCAGGGGGAGAGAAAUACGUCCUUCUCCGCAGUGGUCAACUUGUUGGCGCUGCCCUUUGCAUAUUCGUAAAAGCAUCGGUGCUUCCAAAGAUAAAAAAUGUCGAGGGAAGCGUCAAGAAAACAGGCAUGUCCGGCAUAGCGGGAAAUAAAGGUGCUGUCGCAAUCAGAAUGGAGUACGCGAAUACUCAGAUAUGUUUCGUGACAGCCCAUCUCGCCGCUGGAUUCUCCAACUACGAUGAAAGAAAUAAGGAUUACGCUACUAUUCACCAUGGAUUGCGAUUCCAACGGAAUCGGGGAAUUGACGAUCAUGAUACGGUUAUCUGGCUCGGAGAUUUUAACUAUCGUAUUGGAUUAUCUCACGAAAGAGUCAUGGAUCUGGUUCAAAAGAAAGACCUGGAAAAGCUAUAUGAGAAUGACCAGUUAAAUUUACAAAUGGUCGCUGGCCUUUCCUUUCCAUACUACUCCGAAGCCAGAAUUACGUUCAUGCCGACAUACAAAUUCGAUGUCGGUACAGAUAGAUAUGACAGCUCUGAAAAAUUGCGCAUCCCCGCAUGGACCGACCGUAUCUUGCGCAAGGGCACAAAUAUACGACAACUAUCAUAUAAUUGUGCCCCUUUGAGAUUCUCAGAUCACCGCCCCGUAUUUGCGACAUUUCAAUGUACAGUAAACAUUGUAAACGAAGCCCUUAGAGAAAAGAUCAGUCGGGAGCUGUACGAACGCCGCAAAGCAGAAGUUGGACACACUGCAGCAAGUCUACUCAGCGAGGAUUCUGACGAUGACGAAGACCUCAUUGGGUAUGAUCCCAUCGAGCCGGGGCUACCUCCGGCGAGCUCAGACCGGCAGAGAUGGUGGCUUGAUAAUGGGAAGAUGGCGAAGUCUACAGUUGGACCACCGAAGCCCAUCAACGGGAAUUCUACUAUGGUACUAAACCCUAGUCGCACUUCAAAUCCAUUCACCCCAUCAGAAGAACCAGACUGGGUUGCAAUACCCAGAUCCAAUUCAAGACUUUCUUCAUUCUCUAGCAUUUCCAGCUCUCCUUAUGAACACAUUAACCACUCUUCUAUCCUCUCAACAUCUGCUGCAUCCAACUCUUCGCCUAGGAAACUCCCGCCUCCUUUCGAUCCAGCAACAUUGCCCGCGAAAGUCGGCCAGAUCAAUUUACAUGACGAGCAGAGGAAUGAAGCUCCACCACCUCCUCCACCCAGAAGACAGACAUCUACAGGUUUCCCUCAUUCACAAUCGUCUAGCUCUCCAAGUAUGCAUCCUAUGCUACGAGCAACAAAACCUAGUAUACCGGAACCGCCAAUGAGGACCAUGUCUACAUCAUCCAUGGCAUCUCAUAAGUCUAAGGCGCCCCCGCCUAUAGCCAGAAAGCCAGUUCAUCUUACGUCUUCCUCGCCGUCUACUAGUCCUUCUCUCCCCGAAACUAGCAGUUUUGAUUCACUCGUGGAUCAGCAAACGCCAAAACCGCCCAUUCCACGUAAAACCGUGACUAAUAUUUCCAACUUGACUUCUAAACUUGAAGCGAGCAGAUCUGGUGGUGCAUUAACUGGCGGAAUGCUCAAAUCAACAUCGCCUCAUCUUGGUACUAUUACACACAAUGGGUUUUCUACUGGGCCACCAGGCUCAGCUACAGCUAUAAGUCGAGUUCCAUUGCCUGGGCUUGGCAACAUAGAGCAGAAACCACCGCUGCCAGUACGCCCACAGCAACAACCACAACUUAUGCAAUUAUCUCAGCCAGUAACGAGGUCUAGUAUGGAUCUUCUUAGCAACGACGACAAUACCGAGAUGAAUGGAUGGGAGACACUAAAACCAAGCUAGACAUUUCUCUUGUUUUGAGGUAUCACAUUCAAAAGGGAUUGGCGUUGAUGCAGCAUGGCGUUUACAGUGUUAUUGUUCAAUCAGAGUAUAUACGACGUUCUUGCAGGGUGAAAAGGAAUGUUUUAAGAAACGAGCUUAGGAUGAAUUUCUUACGCACAAUAGACACGAGACGUUUCUGAAAUAAAUGACAUGGUGAUACCCUCA
Messenger RNA from Annulohypoxylon maeteangense, 4462 nucleotides. Its product is annotated as SacI homology domain-containing protein. The transcript has 6 exons. The record is from RefSeq and is a predicted model, not a curated record. Gene Ontology annotation, molecular function: phosphatidylinositol-4,5-bisphosphate 5-phosphatase activity; phosphatidylinositol-3,5-bisphosphate 5-phosphatase activity. The coding region runs from base 290 to 4258 and encodes 1322 amino acids. Gene Ontology annotation, cellular component: membrane; cytoplasm. Lineage: Eukaryota; Fungi; Ascomycota; Sordariomycetes; Xylariales; Hypoxylaceae. Gene Ontology annotation, biological process: phosphatidylinositol dephosphorylation.